CUUGUUCAAGAAGAAGAGGGAGGAACAAAUGCCAUCAAUUUCGUUCAGAAUCUACUUGACCUUAAAGAUAGGUUUGACCAUUUCCUCCAUAAUUCUUUCAACAAUGAUAAAAUCUUCAAGCAGAUGAUUGCAUCAGAUUUUGAACAUUUUCUCAACUUGAAUCCGAAGUCACCAGAGUACCUAUCUCUCUUCAUAGAUGACAAACUGAAAAAAGGAGUAAAAGGGAUGACAGAAACGGAAAUUGAGUUGGUGCUGGACAAGACUAUGGUACUGUUUAGAUUCCUGCAAGAGAAGGAUGUAUUUGAGCGCUAUUAUAAACAGCAUUUAGCCAAGAGGUUAUUACUCAAUAAGUCUGUGAGUGAUGACAGUGAAAAGAACAUGAUCUCUAAGCUGAAGACUGAGUGUGGUUGCCAGUUCACUUCAAAGUUAGAAGGCAUGUUCAAGGACAUGACAGUAUCUAAUACUAUAAUGGAAGAAUUCAAAGUUCACCUUCAGACAUCAGGGACAAAUAUGCAUGGUGUCGAUUUAAGUGUUCGAGUCCUUACAACAGGUUUCUGGCCAACACAAAGUGCCACACCAAAAUGCAGUAUUCCUACUGCUCCUCGUAAUGCAUUUGAAGCAUUUAGGAGAUUCUACCUUGCAAAACACACUGGUCGACAGUUAACACUUCAGCCUCAGUUAGGUUCCUCAGACUUGAAUGCUGUCUUUUAUGGACCACGUAAAGAAGAAGGUGAAGGCAAAGAUGGGGCAAGCUCUUCAACGAACGUGGUGUCGGUAUCAUCACAGCGAAAUAAUGGACCUCGUAAACACAUCAUCCAAGUUUCAACGUACCAGAUGUGUGUUCUUAUGCUCUUCAACAACAGGGACAAACUUAAUUAUGAGGAAAUCCAAAGUGAAACCGAUAUACCAGAAAGAGAUUUGAUCCGUGCCUUGCAGUCUUUAGCUAUGGGUAAAGCUACACAGAGGAUCCUAAUUAAAACCCCUAAAACAAAAGAUAUUGAACCAAAUCAUAUAUUUUUUGUGAAUGACUCUUUUACUUCAAAACUUCACAGAGUAAAAAUCCAAACAGUUGCUGCGAAAGGUGAAUCUGAGCCUGAGCGUAGAGAAACUAGAAACAAAGUGGAUGAAGAUAGAAAACAUGAAAUUGAGGCUGCUAUUGUGAGGAUAAUGAAGGCACGUAAACGGAUGCCUCACAAUGUAUUGGUUGCUGAAGUGACAGAACAACUGAAGAGUCGGUUUCUGCCAUCCCCAGUUAUCAUAAAGAAGCGAAUAGAAGGACUCAUAGAAAGAGAAUACUUAGCACGGACACCGGAAGAUAGGAAAGUCUACACGUACGUUGCUUGAAAAUGACACCAAGACAUUCAACAGUGUUUAUCUUCAGAGAAUAAUCUGCAUCCAGAAUAUUGGAUCCUGCAGUUACAUAUACUCCAGGCAGUUUUUUAUGUGCUUUGGAGAACCAAGAGUAAUACAGCAUGCUAUCAUCCCAUCCUGUGCAUGGCUACUGGCAGAAUUUAUUCAAACACCUGUUACACUAAAGAGUUAUUAGCUAAAUAUAAAUAUUAAAUUAUUAUUAUUAUUAAUAAAUACUACGUUUUAUGUGUUUUUCUUAUGAGUUUAUUUUUAUUUUGCCAUGUGUUAGUUGAAUGACUAUAUCUGUUUCUAGAAAGUUAAAAGAAGAAAAGAAUAAAUAAGGUCCAGUACAUUUAACACAGUACAGGAGAUUUUUUUCCUAUUAUGAUCUGGAUUAUAUUUCUGACUGUGAUAAAAAUUAGGUAACUGUAUGUGUACAGUCACACACUAGGAUAAAAAUUACAGCUACGUAUUGCAUGUUGGACAUACACAUUUGUGCAGCAGCAAAUGAGAGGUGAGAGCAGUGAAUCUAAAAGUCUGCCAUUGGUGUUUGAUCCUGAACAAUUUAAGUGCUGUGUUAUGUGGAACAGAAGAUAAUGACGGUCCCUAUAUCAAGCUUUUCAGUUUAUAAUUGAAAACCUGGACCUAAUGGGAUUUAAUGGUGGAAGAUUUGGCUAUGAAUUAACAGCAUCUUGGUAGCUGUAUUGCAGUAAUGCCUGCUUCCAUCAAUGCUCUCGUUUUGAAUGAAUGUUUUCAGCGAAGAAUUUUUUAAUAUAUAGACACUGACUAACAAUUAUGAAGUUAAUGAUUUGGCCUUAUGUGGGAAGUUUGCUAGUUUCUUUUAAUUUGAGCUUUUUGUGACUGCUAAUCUUAUAUUUCAGUCAGUCUUCUUUUAGGAUACUUUCUACCAGAACAUGAUAUGAUAUUUUCAGAUACUAUGUGUGGCAGUAUGCCAUUUCCAUACCCUUCCAAGGACAAAGCAAUCAGGAUUUGUAAGUGUAUGAACAAACACUUCUGUGUAGCAGCAGCAGCAGAAGUGUCUUUGUGAAUGAUCAUUCUUCAGUUAUGAUUCUCGAGUUAAAAAAUAAAAGCUCCAAGGAUACAUCAGUUGCUAUAGUUUUAUUUUAUUGUGUGUAUUUAAAUAUACAAGUUGAAGUAAUUCAUGCAAACAGUUCAUGAAGAAACCUUAGUUUUAUAAAAAAGAAAAUUUGUUGAUUUGUUGUUCACUCUCGGUCCAAAUUAUUCCUUGUAUUUCUGUGUGUAAAUUGAGAUAAAUUGCACUUUUUAUUA
Molecule: messenger RNA, 2640 nt
Organism: Zootermopsis nevadensis
Lineage: Eukaryota; Metazoa; Arthropoda; Insecta; Blattodea; Termopsidae
Source: RefSeq, a predicted model, not a curated record